Molecule: messenger RNA, 1665 nt
Organism: Penaeus indicus
Lineage: Eukaryota; Metazoa; Arthropoda; Malacostraca; Decapoda; Penaeidae
Product: distal membrane-arm assembly complex protein 2-like
Exons: 5
Coding region: 41-964 (307 amino acids)
Cellular component (GO): cytoplasm
Source: RefSeq, a predicted model, not a curated record
AACACACCUGUUUGGGAGUGAAUUACCAGGAACUCUAAAAAUGCUGAAUUUCCAUUUAUUCAAUGUAUUUUAUAUAUUUCAGAGGAUAAGCUGCAUACUGGGAAGUGAUAUCAGGAUGAUCGGGAGACUAAGACUAGCGCAGUGUAUGAGAGUGAGCUGUUCUGUUGUGCCGAGAAGUCUUUCAACCACACCUGCGGUCGGCACAGGCGAGCGGGAAAAGGAGAGUUGGAAAACAGAGCCAGAGAAAGAAGAGCUACCAAAAGGAGAGUGGAAAAGUUUUUUCCAUUACUUUGCUCCAAAAAGAGGAAUAACAGUUGAUGUUGUGCAUCACCUGCAGAAAGGCUUUGAUCUUCGCCCCAAAGCAAUUCAGAAAUGGAUAAAGAAGAUAAAGCAGAAAAGGGAUGAAGGUGAUCAAACGUUUCGAAAAGACAGAGUAGCAGCUCUUGGCUUUGACUUAGCUGCUGCACAUUUCAUAGUCCAUCGUGGUGGCAAGGUCAGAUUCAAAGGCAGUCAGGAAUGGACACAGCAAGAUGAAGAUGAAGAAUAUGAUCUACCUGGUCAUUACACUGAAAAUCUUGUGGUUGAAGCUAUUGAUGCCUCAGAAACAAAUAUUCUCUAUGAGGGAAUUGAGUGCUUAAGUAAUUUAAAGCAGUUGACAUGGCUGAGUGUUGCAAAUUGCCCCCACAUUGAUGACUGGUGCAUUGAUCGUAUCUGUGGCCAGUACGCUUCAACCCUUAAACAUCUAGACAUCAGUAAUUGUACAAAAAUUACACAUCGUGGCAUUGCUGCUUUAGCACGUCUUAGAGAGUUAAAGACUCUACAUGUCAAUGGACUAGAAAAUAUCAGAGACAUCCAGUUACUGUGCUUACUCCUUGAAGACAUUUUACCAGAAAUUGAAAUAGUUGGAAUCAAUUACAUGGACACAUCAAGUUUACAGAUACCAACCCUUAAUGAAGAUCGGUAAUCAUAAAUCUCUCUCUAAAGUUCUGGAAUUCAGUGUAUGGCUCCUGACAGCUGACUUAGUGGCUCUCUGUCUAGGAUAUAUUUUGUUCAUGAGUAUUUCUAAAAGCCUAUUCUUGAUUUUUGAUGUGCAAUUAGUACUAUCCAUGCUCUUUUCCUCUAAAGAUAUUUCUAAACUUGAAAGAAAGCAAGGGAAGUGUCAAACUGUAAUUAUGUAGUUAUGUAAAAAAUUGGUUUUACAUAGGACACCAAAAUGAUGAUUUUGCAAAAUCAGUGAAUAUCACUCCUUAUACUGUAAGAUACAGUAGUAGCAAAUGCAUUUAGUUUGUUUUGUAUAUUGUAUGUAAAAGAUUAUGUAACUAAUCCUACAAAAGGCUGUGUAUAUUAUAUUAGAAGACACUUCAUGUCCUAAAGUGUAAUGAGAAUCUCUUAAAUACAAAAUAAAUUGAGGAAUGGAAUAAGUCAUGGAUAUUACAGGCUGAGAUGGUCAAAUGGAUAAUCUUUAAAAAAUAUAUCAUUCUGCUAUGAUUGAAGAGAAAUGUUACAAAAAAAGAAAUUGAUAUUGAAGUGAUGUAGAAGAUCACAAAAGUAAGCAGAAUUAAGAAUGAUUUGAGGAUGCAUACACAUUUCAUGAAUGGCAAUAGUGAAUGUAAAUAUUGUAUAUUUUGUUUUCUUUUUCCACUUGGAUUAAAUAGGUCACUGACA